Molecule: messenger RNA, 1686 nt
Organism: Rodentolepis nana
Lineage: Eukaryota; Metazoa; Platyhelminthes; Cestoda; Cyclophyllidea; Hymenolepididae
Source: the annotation of a GenBank genome assembly
AUGGAAGCCCUUGGAGCCUACGGUAGCUCUUCAGACGAUGAAUCAAAUGAAGCUCAGAGUUCUCCCAAGAUUAUUUCUUCGUCUUCAUUGGUUCCAAUUGUUAACACAAUUGCCCCUGUUGAAAUCAAGGAAGAUGUUCUUAAAGUAGUUCCUGUCGAUCCUCAUUCAAGAGAAUUAGUUCACAAUCCCCGUUAUGACCAGCUGUUUGCUCCAAAGGUUGGACCCGAGAAUCCGUUUUCUUCCGAAUCUCAGAAAGCUCCAAAAAAUAUGCUGACCGGAAUAGUUGAACCAACUCAUGUUAAUCCAUUUACUUUCGAAAAUCAAUACCGUACUUUUAUGCGGUAUGGGUAUGCUGACGAUCCCAGCGUUCUUGGAGUCAACAAGGGUAAAGUUGUUGGCUCCCCUGAAAGGGUCGAAAAUGAAGAAGGUAAAACCGUUGCAGAACGCAAAGGUUUCUCGAAAAGUAAGAAACGUCAAUUGGAUGCUAACUGGGAUCCUUCAAGUGAGAAUUACACGGGUCCCUGGGCAAAGUACAAGGACGAGGUGACAGUUUCGGUACCUUCAGAGGAAGAUAGAGUCUACCUGGAGGCCUAUUUGGCCAAGAAGGCUGUCAAGAAGAAGCGUGUUGAAGAGGCGCCAAUGUCUGAAGAGAAGACGACUCUUCAUAUCUCUACGCCAUUGGAUUACCAAGGUCGCUCAUUCAUACAUCCUCCUCACGAUGUUCCUGGCGUUAAUUUGAUCACGGAUGAGCCACCGGAAAGGUGCUUCUUACCCAAAAAACUUAUUCAUGAAUGGAGUAACGCUCAUGCCCGUGGCGUAUCUGCCAUUCGUCUUUUCCCGAAGACUGGACACUUGCUUUUGUCUGCCGGUAUGGACAGUAAGAUCAAGCUAUGGGAGAUGUACGGUGAUCGACGAUUAAUUCGUUCCUACAUUGGUCAUCGUCAAGCUGUACGCGACGUUACUUUCAACACAGCCGGAACUCAGUUCCUCUCUGCCUCUUACGAUCGAUUUAUCAAGUUGUGGGAUACCGAGACGGGCAACUGCUCCGGCCAGUUCAAUCUCAAGAAGGUUGCAUAUUGUGUCAAGUUUAAUCCUGAUGAGGACAAACAACAUCUCUUCUUGGCUGGUUGUGCUGACAAGAAGAUUCUCUGCUACGACGUUCGUAGUGGUGAAGUAGUUCAACAAUACGACCGUCACUUGGGCGCCGUGAACACAGUGACUUUUGUGGACAAUAAUAGACGCUUCGUCUCCACUUCGGAUGACAAAUCUCUUCGUGUAUGGGAAUGGGAUAUCCCUGUGGAUUUUAAGUACCUUGCUGAUCCUUCCCUGCAUUCGAUGCCUGCUGUUACACUGUCACCUAAUGGAAAGUAUCUUCUCUGUCAAUCCCUCGAUAAUCAGAUUGUCGUAUUUAACGUCUUUGCGGGUUAUAAACGAAUGCGCAAGAAGCUUUUUAGAGGACACACAGUAUCUGGCUACGCAUGUGUUCCAGACAUGUCGCCGGAUCUUCGAUAUGUCAUAUCCGGAGAUGGUGAUGGUUUGAUUCACCUCUGGGAUUGGAAAACGACUCGUCUUCUCACAAAAUGGAAGGCGCAUGAUUCCGUCUGUAUUGAACUUGCCUGGCUACCGCAUGAAACAUCUAAAGUCGUUUCAGCUGGUUGGGAUGGUGUUAUUAAGUUGUGGGACUAG